Penicillium verhagenii is the source of this 1347-nucleotide messenger RNA. RefSeq lists its product as uncharacterized. Gene Ontology annotation, biological process: carbohydrate metabolic process. Lineage: Eukaryota; Fungi; Ascomycota; Eurotiomycetes; Eurotiales; Aspergillaceae. The record is from RefSeq and is a predicted model, not a curated record. Bases 1 to 1347 code for a protein of 448 amino acids. Gene Ontology annotation, molecular function: polygalacturonase activity. The transcript is spliced from 5 exons.
AUGCAAAUCAAGGGUCUGCUCCUUCUUGGUCUCGGCUGGGUUUCUGUCGCGUUGGCUCAGCUGGCUGAUACAACCGACUACCCACUUGGUCCGUUGACUACCACCGCUGAGAAAUGGGCUGUGAAGGUUUGCGACAUCACGGACUAUGGUGCUGUUGCGGACGGAGAGACCGAUUCUGGUGCGGCUAUUCUGGCUGCCUUUGAGGCCUGUAUCGAUGGUGGUGUGGUGAAUAUUCCUUUGGGAACAUUUGCCUUGGCCACUUGGGUCACCUUGAGUGGUGGAACUGCGUGGGCCAUCAACUUGGAGGGUAUCAUUGUUCGCACGGGUACUGCCGGUGGUAACAUGAUCUACAUUGAACAUAGCACUGACUUUGAGAUCUACUCUUCGCGUGGUGAGGGUGCUAUUCAAGGAUACGGCUAUGUCUUCCAUGCGGAAGGGGAGUAUGGCCCUCGUCUUCUGCGCCUUUAUGAGGUGACGAACUUUGCCAUUCACGAUAUUGCCCUGGUUGACUCUCCAGCAUUCCACCUGACCCUUGACACUUGCAACCAGGGUGAGGUUUACAACAUGAUCAUCCGAGGUGGAAACGAGGGAGGCCUUGAUGGUAUCGAUGUAUGGGGAUUCGACAUUUGGAUUCACGACGUUGAGGUCACAAACAAGGACGAGUGUGUUACCGUCAAGAGUCCGGCGAAUCACAUUCUUGUCGAAGAUAUCUACUGCAACUGGUCUGGUGGCUGCGCCAUGGGCUCUUUGGGUGUUGACACAGAUAUCAGCAAAGUCGUGUACCAAAACAUCUAUACUGUCAAUUCCAACCAGAUGUUCAUGUUCAAGAGUAACGGAGGCAACGGCACAGUGACGGACGUCACCCUUCAAAACUUUAUCGGACACGAGAAUGCUUAUUCCUUCUACAUCGAUGCUUACUGGACAGAAGAGACCCUGGCUGCAGGUGAUGGUGUUCUUUACAACUCAAUCACUGUCAGCAACUGGACAGGAACGUGCGAGGAUGGUGCCACACGAGGCCCACUGUACGCCAUUUGCCCGUCCACCCAGCCUUGCACCAACAUCAUAAUCGAGGAUUUCGACAUGUGGACCGAAUCUGGAAGCACGGAGUACUACAAGUGUGCCGAUGCUUGGGGAUCAGGAUACUGCUUGAAGGCUGGGUCUGCCCACACCUCAUAUGGCACGGUCACUUCAACCGUGACAUCUGCACCAGCUGGCUACUCGGCAACAACAAUGCCUAACCAGCUCACCGCAGGAUUCGGGCUGUCCACUUCUAUUCCAAUUCCCACGGUUCCCAACACAUUCUUCCCUGGUGCUACUCCCGCUACGGCAAGAGUGUAUGGUAACUAA